Medioppia subpectinata is the source of this 3543-nucleotide messenger RNA. The record is from the annotation of a GenBank genome assembly. NCBI's taxonomy places the organism in Eukaryota, Metazoa, Arthropoda, Arachnida, Sarcoptiformes, Oppiidae.
UGGCAAACAUUUAAUAGCCAUUGCUUUGCGAUAACAAGCGUUUGAAUCGACUUUUAAUUGCAAUUAUUUUUUGGUCCAAACAAUCGAUAAAUGACUGGAUUUUUGUGGAAAUUAAAAAUUUCACGAAUGCUUUGAAUUGAAGUGCCUUUAAGUUCACACAAUUGUAUCAUUAUUUCGCAAUUAUCUACCAUUUAAUGACAUUUUGACCGUUGAUUGGCUUUGAAAUCGAUUGAAGACAUGUCUGAAGAGCUGGAAUUGGCUCAACUGGAACUGUUGUGCAAACAGUUAUAUUCGGCCACCGAUUCGAGUGAACGCAAUAAAGCGGAGACCACUUUAGCGCUGUUGACGUCUUCGCCGACCUGUCUCUCCAAAUGUCAACUUCUCUUAGAGAGAGGAGAUUCCUCUUACGCGCAACUGUUGGCCGCAACCACUCUAACCAAACUCGUGACCAGAAAUCCCAACAUAUUAUCACUUCAACAACGAUUGGAUAUAAGGAAUUAUAUAUUGAAUUAUUUGGCAUCGCGUCCCAAAUUAGCACCAUUUGUGACACAGGCUUUGGUCCAACUCUUCGCUCGCAUCACAAAACUCGGAUGGUUUGAGUCCGACAAAGAAGAGUUUGUCUUCAGGAAUGUCAUCCCACAAGUCAGACCUUUCCUACAGGGAUCCGUUGAUUAUUGUAUAGUCGGAGUCCAACUAUUAUCUCAACUCACGUGUGAAAUAAAUCAAAUCAGUGGUUCGGAUGCGAGCCGUUCGAUAACAAAGCAACGAAAGAUCGCCUCUUCAUUCAGAGAUAACCAUUUGUACGAAACGUUUCAAUUGGCACACGAUUUGUUGAGACGAGCGCUUCAGAGCUGGAAAAGCACUAAAUUCAUUGAUGAGACUCAACAGACUUUGGUCAGCAAUCUUCUACGGCUGGCACUCAAUUGUCUUUCCUUUGACUUCAUCGGCACGUCUCCGGACGAGUCUUCAGAUGAUUUGUCGUGUGUGCAAAUCCCUACGAGUUGGAGACCAGCUUUUCUUGACUUCAAUACAUUACAACUUUUCUUUGAUCUCUUCCAUUGUUUGCCACAAUCUUUGGCCCCAAUUGCCCUCUCCUGUUUGGUUCAGUUCGCGUCCGUUCGCCGCUCUUUGUUUAAUAACACAGAAAGAGCCAAAUUUCUUAUGCAACUCGUGUCUGGCGUUCGCAAUAUCUUAGAGAACCCGUCGGGUCUGUCAGAUCCCGGAUGUUAUCACGAGUUUUGUCGGCUUUUAGCUCGUCUUAAGUCAAACUAUCAAUUGAGUGAAUUAGUCAAAGUAGAAGGAUAUCCAGAAACUAUAGCUUUAAUCACAAAGUUUACGGUAACAAGUCUUCAGAUGUGGCAGUUCGCGCCCAACUCUAUUCACUAUCUGUUGAGUUUAUGGCAACGAAUGGUUGCAUCCGUUCCUUACGUCAAGGCUUCUGAACCGCAUUUACUCGAGACCUAUACGCCAGAAGUGACUCGAGCUUACAUUACAUCCCGAUUGGAAUCAGUUAGUGAUGUGGUUAGGAAUGGUUUGGAGGACCCGUUUGAUGACAUAGGGAUGGUUCAGCAACAGUUGGACCAAUUGUCUACUAUAGCCCGGUGUGAAUAUGAAAAGACCUGUUCCCUAAUUGUGCAGCUCUUUGACCAAUCGGCUCAAGCAUAUCAAGAACUGUUGCAAACGUCAGUCCUCUCGCAGAUAGACGUCAACAUACAAGAGGGUCGCCUAACGUGGUUAGUGUACAUCAUUGGUGCGGCCAUUGGGGGCAGAAUAUUCCUCAACAGCACUGAUGAACACGACGCCAUGGAUGGAGAACUUGCCUUUCGUGUACUCCAACUCAUGAAUUUCACUGAUGCCCGACUCGCACAGGGAGGUUCGUGUAAAAAGCUGGAACUGGCAAUGCUUUCGUUCUUCGAACAGUUCCGUAAGAUCUAUGUCGGAGAUCAGGUCCAGAAGACAUCAAAGGUUUACAGACGACUAUCCGAAGUGUUGGGUCUCACCGAAGAAACUAUGGUUUUAAGUGUUUUUGUUAGAAAAAUAAUUACAAAUUUAAAGUAUUGGGGAAACAGUGAUCUAAUUGUGACAAAAACACUUCAAAUACUCAAUGACUUAUCUGUCGGCUAUAGUAGUGUCAGAAAACUGGUUAAAUUAGAAGAAGUGCAGUUCAUUCUCAACAACCAUACGAGCGAACACUUCCCGUUUUUAGGCAGUUCUGCACAAAUUAAUGAUAUGCGCUGUCGAUCAACGCUUUACACGUCUUUGGGUCGACUCCUUAUGAUAGAUCUCGGAGAAGAUGAGGAAAAGUUUCUCAAUUUUAUGAAUAGUUUGACGGCCGCUUUCGAUGCGUUGGCACAGCUCCUGAAGUCUAACUCCAUGUUUAAUGUUGACGAAGCAAAGAAAGCACUGAUCGGUUUGGCGCGAGAUCUCAGAGGUUUAGCGUUUGCCUUCAAUACUAAGACAAGUUUUAUGAUGUUAUUUGAAUGGAUAUAUCCGGCGUAUACACCAAUACUUCACUCGGCAAUUGAGCUCUGGUAUCACGACCCACAAGUGACAACACCUGUCCUCAAAUUGAUGGCAGAAUUGGUCCAAAACAGGUCUCAAAGACUACAGUUUGACGUCUCGUCUCCAAACGGAAUAUUACUUUUCCGCGAAACGAGUCGAAUGGUUGUUAAUUAUGGCACUCGUAUUCUCACUCUCGGAGAUAUACCUAAAGACCAAAUCUAUCCAUUGAAAUAUCCUUUUCAUCGGAUAUCGAUAUGUUUUUCAAUGCUUAAGUCAGCUCUUUGUGGCGGUUAUGUAAACUUCGGUGUCUUUCACUUGUAUGGCGACACAGCACUGGACGACGCACUCAACACUUUUAUUAAUUUAUUGUUAUCAAUACCUCAAACAGAUUUAUUGAAUUACCCGAAACUGAGUCAAACCUAUUAUGUAUUGUUGGAGUGCUUAGCACAGGAUCACAUGAACUUUUUGGCCAAUUUAGAGCCCAAUGUCUUUCUCUAUAUCCUGUCGUCGAUAUCUGAGGGUCUGAACGCUUUGGACACAAUGGUGUGCACCGGUUGUUGCGCAACACUCGACCACAUCGUCACCUAUUUGUUCAAAUGGUUGUCAAAGACGACUAAAAAGCCGAAGCAAACGGGUUUAGUGCGUGAAAGUGAAACGUGUCUCAAAGUACUGGAACUACAGCCAGAAAUACUCCAACAAAUGCUGUCAACCAUUUUGAAUAUAAUUAUGUUCGAGGACUGCAGGAACCAGUGGUCAAUGAGUCGACCCCUUCUGGGACUCAUUCUGUUGAAUGAGGAGUAUUUCAAUCAAUUGAGACAAAGCAUUAUAAGUCAACAGCCGUCUGACAAACAGUCUUCGAUGGCCCAGUGGUUCGACAAUCUGAUGGAAGGCAUUGAACGGAGUCUACUUACCAAAAAUCGUGACCGGUUUACUCAGAAUUUGUCUGUAUUUCGACGCGAUAUCAACGACUCGCUGAAAGGGCCGGCUUUGGCCAACUCUUGUGCCACUAUUGGCGGCUCAGCUGACAAUAUGAUGAGUUGA